UCUUUGCAAAUAGCCCCAUAUAUAGUUUCUCCUCCUCGCGUCUCAUUUGAGGACGCACGGAGCCAUGAACAGGGCGAAUGCGAAGCUCGGUUGUGCCCUCGCCAUGGUUUUGGGCUCUGCGCUCCUCGUCGCCUUCUCCCACUCCGACGCUUCCGAAGCCGAGAUCGUGAGAUCCGUAGCUGGGAACAAGUUGAAGAGAGAGCAAUGCGAUCUCUUCGCCGGGGAAUGGCUCCCGAACCCUUUCGGGCCGGCUUACACGAAUGCGAGUUGCAAAUUGAUCGAAUUUACUCGAGAUUGUUUGACAAACGGGCGACCCGAUACAGGUUACCUCUACUGGAGGUGGAAACCAUUUGGUUGUGAAUUACCCAAAUUUGAUGCAGGGAAAUUCUUGGAUUUAAUGCGAAAUAAAGCUUGGGCGUUUAUAGGUGAUUCGCUUCUUCAGAAUCAAAGAGGGUCACUGCUUUGCCUUCUCUCUAAGGUGGAAGAAGCUGUAGAAAUUUAUCGCGAAGCGUUUGCAUUUACAAUCUGGUACUUUCCUUCUUACAACUUCACCGUCACAGAUAUAUGCGCUCCUUUUCUGCUCAAGGCGGAAAACGAAGCAACGGAUCACACCAUGCUGCACCUCGACGCGCUCGACGCGAAAUGGACUAACAAUUACCAUAAAUACGACUACAUUGUGAUUUCCGGCGGAAUGUGGUUCUGGAGAACAGCCACAUUCCUGGAGAACAAUGCGAUUGUGGGGUGCCACAACUGCGCUGCUGCAGGACAGAACGCGACCGAAUACGGGGGCGACUUCUCGUACCGAAAAGCCCUCCGGUUGGCCUUCAGCUUCAUGCUCAGCUCCGACCACAAGCCGCUCGUUCUCUUCCGGACGUGGAACACGGAACACUAUGAGUUCGGCGGCGACGGCAUGCUGGUCUGCAACCGCACCGUGCCGUACAGAGCCGGAGAGUACGACGGGCGCCCGACGGAUCAUCUAAUGCGGGGUGUGGAGGUCGAGGAGUUCCGCAGGGCCGCCGCGAGGAGCGGGGCCCGGAUUCGGCUCGUCGACACGUUCCGGCUCUCGGUUUUGAGGCCGGACGCGCAUAUGGGACUGUACUGGUUGGUCGACCGCGACCCGGGCGACAAGACUAUGAAUGAUUGCACGCAUUGGUGCUUGCCUGGGGCCAUAGAUACUUGGAAUGAUAUAGCUAUGGAGAUUUUGAUGCGCGAAGGAGAGUUCAGGUAUUCGUCAUGAAUUGUCGAUCUCGUCGUUUGUGUUUUAGAAAAAUGUUUUACCUAAUUUUAUGCGCGCGCCCAAAUGCCGUGAGUUUAACAGUGAUUGCUCUGUUUUUCAAUAAAUAUUAGCUGUGCUGUUGUUUCGAUUUAUAACUGAUACGUUUGAUGAAAAAAAUCUCUCUC
Messenger RNA from Ananas comosus (pineapple), 1401 nucleotides. RefSeq names its product protein trichome birefringence-like 26. The transcript has 3 exons. Lineage: Eukaryota; Viridiplantae; Streptophyta; Magnoliopsida; Poales; Bromeliaceae. Gene Ontology annotation, molecular function: O-acetyltransferase activity. The record is from RefSeq and is a predicted model, not a curated record. Gene Ontology annotation, cellular component: Golgi apparatus. The coding region runs from base 65 to 1237 and encodes 390 amino acids.